Pollicipes pollicipes is the source of this 5079-nucleotide messenger RNA. Its product is annotated as hornerin. Lineage: Eukaryota; Metazoa; Arthropoda; Thecostraca; Pollicipedomorpha; Pollicipedidae. Bases 1 to 5079 code for a protein of 1692 amino acids. The transcript has 13 exons. The record is from RefSeq and is a predicted model, not a curated record.
AUGGUUCAUGCCUUCCUCCUUCCUCUGCUGCUGCUGCUGGUCGCUGAAACUGCCGGAAUGGAACCGAGCCCUCCGGUCAAGUUCCCCGCCAACCUCGCCGAGGCUUUCGCCAUGGGCAGAAGCAACCACGCAGGAGCACAGAAUCCGCUUGCUGGAGAUCACGCUGGAGCGCCUGGUGCGGAGCAGCCGUCGGCCAAGCGGCUGUUUGACGGACGGUCUGAGUUCAAGAAUGAUUAUGAACGGAAACACGAGGAUGCGCACCAGCGGCCCCGCAGGAUCCAGUACCCGCCGCCCGGACCGCGGGACACGUACCACCCGGACCAGAGAGACCGGUCCAGUUCCACGUCACCCGGAGCGUCCCAUGGGAUGUCCCGGGACGCGGCGGCGCCGCGCCAGGGCGGGUACGAUGACGGCAAUUCGCACAGCUACGGCACCUCCUGGAACAACCACUACCAGGCGCCGACCAAGAGCAGCAGCUACGACAGUCCGCUACGACGAGCCGGAGAGAGGCAGCUCCAACAGUACAGUUACCAAGACGGUGACCACGACUCCGGCAGCUACCACUCCGAAGAGCCCUACGGAGACCGCUACAGUGGGGGAAGCCACCACAGCGGUGGCAGCAGCGACUACGACGGUGGCCGACACGGCUACGGUGGCGGAAACGAGCACAGUGAUGGUGGAUACGGAGGUGGAAGAAACGACUACGGUGGAGGCGGAGACUACUACGGGGGAGAUGAGAACGAGUACGAUAGUGGUAGGCAUGGAUACGGUGGCGGCGGCAGAAACGAUUACGGGGGCACAGAUGAGUACGGCCGCGGUGGAGGCCACUACGGCGGUGGUGGCAAUGAACACGGUGGCGGCGGCCACGGGUAUUAUGGUGGCGGAAGUUACGGCGGAUCAGAGAGGGACUCAGGUCACGCCACUGACCCGGAGGAUGAAUAUGCCGUCUACAGCCCUAAGAUGAGCAGCAAGUUCAGGAGCCGCCAUGACGGAAAUCCUGGCCACGGAGGCCAUGGAGAGCGGUUUGGGUCGGCCUUCGGUCCGCCCUUCAAAAGAAGUGACAUCCGGCCCGUUACGUUCUCCGGGGAGAGGAAGGGCGACCUCGCGGACAGCACGAUCAAGCAUGAAGGUGCCACUCCGAAGGACGACUUCACGGGGUUCAUGGGUGACCAGCACCACCAGAAGCUGAUGCAGAAGAUUAAGGAGAAGACGGCCAGGGCGUUUGGCGGGGUCGAGAAGCGCACAAAGGUCAGGGAAGCGUCGCCAGAAGGUACUCGCUUCUUCGGUGGACCUGGAAAUAUGUUUGAUGAAAGCAAAGAGGCGGGGAGGCGGAUAAGAGACCAACUUCCACGUCAUGCACCUACUUUCGGCAGCGGCAGAAGGCCUGUAGCAAUAUACCAGGAGCGUGACAACGCCAACAAUCGGGUCAAGGAAGACAUGUUCCAAAAUCCGCACGGAUUCAGUGAAUUCAUGGAUCCUGGUCAAAAGUUUGACCACAACGACGACGGCGGGGAACCGGACAGGAGCAGACAUCCCGAAGAUCUGCACGGGUUCGAACACUUCGAUGUGCCCAUCGUCGUUUUCGAAGGUGAUGGUACCAAGCGCAUAGAAGAGGAGGAAUCGCCGCCAGGUUCCUUCACAUUUGACGACUUCGUAGAACCAACUAUCUCAUUCGGAGGCGAUCCUCAUCUGAAGGACGAGCCUUCUCACAAUCCUGAACCAUUCUCCGACUUCGGGGAACCCGAGAAUAUGUUCGACGGCAACGGAAACGAUGUGUUCAGCAGCGUAGGCCAAGACCGCCAUGGAAGUGUCCACCAGGGCCACACGAACAAUGACCUCCAUUUGCACCACGACGGGGAAACGCACCGCACCGGAUCAGGGGACGACCACAGCAUGGCGAUGCCGUACCCUAGCAGGUACCAGGAGGGCGCCGCCGUGGCGCGAGAUGGCAGCGACGCAGGUGCCUUGCUGGCGGAGGCCUCCAGCGCUUUGCGGAACCGCACCAAACGGGACACGGCUUCUGUGCCUGGCCACGGGAAGGCGUCCGAUCCCGUGAAAACGAAGUUCAGCGAGGCGCGGUUCCAGAACGUGAGGCCGGUCAUCCACCGGUACUACGACGGAGUGCCACACGAGGUGCACCGUCACAUGGGGGAUGAGGUCCAUAAGACGCCAGAAGGCAGGAUAGAGCUGACGGAAUCGGGCCUGGCGGACGUCCGGCCGGGCGGUAACGAACGGGACGUGUUCGGUGGUCGCCCGCCCCUGCAGUUUGAGAGGAACGUCUUCGCCCGUCAUAUUCCCCGGCACGUGGACGGCGUUACCUUCGGUAGCCGACCGCCUCUCAGGGAGCAGGUCGUGGCCCCGCAAGCACUGUCAAACUUUUCCACGACCUGGGAAGACCUAGCACAGGCUGGGUCCAGCAGACAGGCCAUCUACCAGCCGCACUACAGCAACUACAAGGGCCGCCAAGGGCAUCGGAACUACAUGUCGGAAAGCGACCCAUACGAGAGAUACCUGCCAAAAUACGACGAGAACGACCCAUACUUCAGGUACGCGUCCCGUGAGAAUAUUCAGCACUCCCACGCCGAAGAUGGCCCGGCUGAGAGAGAGGACCUACGGCUGGAGCGGCACAGGCAGAAUGAUUUCUACGGCGGACGUGCUGGGGGGAAGGACCGGUACCGCCGCAGGGACAGACCUGGGGCAAGGGACGAAUAUGGCGACAGCAGCAUCAGCGACUACGUCGAAGAACGUCCCCACUACAGCCCGCGACUGCGGACGGCGGGUGCACACGGUCGCGGCUACGACGCGUCGUAUCCAGACUACGACGCCGAGGAGUACGAGACGCGUCCCAGGUACGGCGAGGAACGUAACAGCGACUACGUUGACAAAGACGACAGCCACCGCAGCGAUGACGAAUACGACUACGACGGCGACGGUUACCAUGACAACGGACGCCGCGGUGGCGGUCGCUACGACGACGAGAGGAAGUAUGACGACAAGCGGCCGUACAAGAAGAAGUACCAGCGGUACCACGACCCAGCGUACCAGUCCGGGCGGUACAAGGAGGGGGGCGAUGAGGAUGACUACUACGGUGCCCACGGUGAAGACCGAAUCCGAGACAUCGAUGGCGAGAUUCGGCACGAGGCGUCGCGCGGCUACGACGACUCGCGCCGCACCGUGAACAGCAUGCUCGACGCCAUCGACGAGAAGCGCAGCGACUCCAACUGCAAGGAGGUGGCCAAGGACGGCAUGACCUGCUUCCAGUGCACCGACGCCAAGGGCUUCCAGACUGAGGACUGUGCCUACGCCAGCAAGGACCCCAACAACCACCACGUCAGCUAUAGCGAGUCGUCCUCCUAUGGUGACGACAAACGACGCGGCUACGAGAAACGCGGCAAACUGCGACGCAGGCCAGGCGGGCGACGGCUGCGCGAUGGUGGCGCCGCGUAUACAGACGACGACGAAGCUGAGUUCUAUCCCGAUGGUGGCGUCAUCUACGACGAUGACGGGCGUGACAUUCGCGGCGGGUACGGCUUCGCGAACGGACAGACUGGGCGGUUCCCGGAGGCUGAGGAGGGCGAAAGGUCGCGACUCGAACAGCUCGAGACGCCCGGGGCGUUCCAGGUGGGUCGUUUCCGAGACUCGUACACGGGCGGCUUUCGGGCGCGACGCAAGCGCCACCUGGACCACGGCCCGCGCCACUACGUCGUCGAUUCGCGCACGAACGAGGUGUCACCAGACCCCGUGUACCGCUAUCCCGUCCUGAACCGGUCCUACACGUCGCAGGCCCUGGCGAGAUUCAUCGGCGACGAUGACGGGUUCGUCGACGUCGACGCGGAGGCGCGCCGCGCCCGGAAGUACCGGCGGUACCGCGCGCGGCGCCCGGACGCGCGGCGCCGGCGUGGGUACCGCGAGUCAGGCGUGGUACCCGAAUACCACCGGCACGUGGAGUCGUCCCAGUCGUCCGGUGGCGGGUACGAUGAGUACGCAACCGGCUCGCCGGGAGGCUACUCGGGAUCCUUUGCUCCGGGGCGGGGGGAAGAGGACGAUGACAUCGGCUACCGCCUGGCUGACGACGGCGACGCCAUCGGCGAGGUGUUCGACUACCGCUUCGGCGAGAAGCCGAUAGACGGCAGGUUCGUCGAGCGCCUGGAGAGUGAGCGUGAGGACAGGCCGGCGCCUGCCGAAUACGACGGAGACUAUGGGGACAGCGAUGGGGAGGAAGACUACGGCGAUCAGGGAGUGAGGAGGUACCCGGAGUACGACUAUGAGGACGAGGAGCGGUAUUUCGCGGACGCGGACGAGCCGUCGGCCCGGGACGAGCGCGGCCGCAGGGACGAGCCGGCCGAGAACGAGCGCUCGUUCGGUCGCGUUGAAAAGGCCAAUGCCCUGCUGGAGCAGGGGUACCGGUCGGCUAUGGACGCUCCCCAGUCUAGGGACGCCGAGCCACCAGCUGCUUCCGGCGAUUACGUCCGCGGGUUUCGGCCGUUUUCGGACGAAGAACGCGACAGCGGGCGGAAGGCCGACUCGAGCGAUGAUAGCGCCACCUUUACCGGCGAUGAACGACAGGAGCGCCGCGUUGCGGACAAUGCUGGCGACGGUGGCAGCGGGGGCGUCUCCGAUGACGUCAGGCGUCGCCAUGGCAGCCAUGACGCGGACGAGAACGCCGGCGACGGUGAUGGUGACGCCGCCUAUACUAGUGGCGAGCGACCCGAGCGCAGCAACGCGGACGGCGACCGCGACCGCGAGCACGCCAGCGAUAUGCAGCCGCUUGAAAACGACGAGCCGGCCGCGUACGAGCAGCACCGCUACGACCGGCCAGACAUCACCCGCGCCUACGAGGUCUCGGUCAGGCAGCGGGCGGCCAUGGUGCCCGAGGCGGCCAUGACCCGCGGCGGCAUGCACAGCGACGACGAGCUGACGCAUUUUGGCGCGCCGGAGACGUUCGAGCGGCUGAAUCGCGGCGCGGAGAUGACGCGCGAGUACCGCGACCCGGGCCUCGAGUUCUUCAGCCAGCACCCGGCCGGCUUCGAGCACUUUCCGACGUUUGAUUACGUGGAGGGCAGCGACAGGAAGAAAUGA